This is a messenger RNA of Drosophila ananassae, 2071 nucleotides long. Its product is annotated as putative phosphatidate phosphatase. Lineage: Eukaryota; Metazoa; Arthropoda; Insecta; Diptera; Drosophilidae. The coding region runs from base 442 to 1575 and encodes 377 amino acids. Gene Ontology annotation, molecular function: phosphatidate phosphatase activity. Gene Ontology annotation, biological process: phospholipid metabolic process; phospholipid dephosphorylation; signal transduction. The transcript has 7 exons. The record is from RefSeq and is a predicted model, not a curated record.
GUGCAACUGCAAAUAAUGGAUGUUUCGGAAUUCUACGCGUGGCUAUCCGUCCGUUUAGUUCACAGUUCGAAUCGGCCGUAAAUAAUAUAUAUAAUUUAGUGUUACGGUAACGGAACGGAAAAAAUAAGAAUUUAGAGUGCGUAUCGAAAACAAAAGCAGAGAAUCAGUGUUCUAACGAUGACGGAGCGAACAAGGCUUGCCUAAAAAAAAAGUAAACUUUAGCCAACCUGCCCGCCAAAAGCAGUAGAAGAGAAGAAGGCUAUGACGUAGAGGAAAUACGUUAAGACGAGAUUCGCACCACUGCACCACCACCAGAUACCUGGUUGCUCUCUUAAGCUCAAGUUCACUGCCAAGCGCCAACGAGAGCAAGCGAGAGAGAUAAGGGAAAGCUCAAACUGGAAAGCUCAAACGGCACCCAAAACUGUUCGAAGAGAAUCGAAAAUGAGAAACGAAUCAUCCGCCAGCGAAACAACACCGCUGCGGCGGCCCGAAAGUGAAUCGCCUGAUAACGUGGCUCAGAACCACGGACAACUGACAGUUGUUAACAAUAAUCACAGUAAUAGCAAUAAUAAUAAUAGCAACUACGGUGAUUCGGUGACAGUGCGGCUGCAGGAUAACAACGAGGACAACAACAUACAACAGCAGCAGAGCAAAGCAACAAAUAUGGACACCAACAAGCGAAUCUUGUGCCGCGUGGGCUUGGACGUUUUAAUCCUACUCUGCGUUGGCUUUCCCAUACUCCUGUUCUUCCUGCUGGGCGAGCCCUACAAGCGCGGUUUCUUCUGCGACGAUGAGUCGCUGAAGCAUCCGUUUCACGACUCCACGGUCCGGAAUUGGAUGCUAUACUUUAUUGGAGUGAUCAUACCAGUUGGCGUGAUGCUCGCCGUCGAGGUAAUAAUAUCGCAGAACAAGGCCAAGACAGAUAAUGGCAACUCGAUAGGUCGGCGAUAUGUCUUCAUGAACCGCGAACUGCCCGACUGGCUGAUCGAGUGCUACAAAAAGGUUGGCAUUUAUGCCUUCGGAGCUGUUGUUAGCCAACUGACUACGGAUAUCGCAAAAUACUCCAUCGGACGGCUGCGUCCCCAUUUCAUAGCGGUGUGCCAGCCCGUGAUGUCCGACGGCUCCACCUGCGACGAUCCCCGCAACGUGGGCAAGUACAUCGAGGAGUUCACAUGCAAGGGAGUCGGCUCGUCGGCACGCAUGCUCAAAGAGAUGCGCCUCUCCUUCCCCAGCGGCCACUCCAGCUUCACCUUCUUCGCCAUGGUCUAUCUGGCGCUGUACCUGCAGGCACGCAUGACCUGGCGGGGCUCCAAGCUGCUGCGUCACCUCCUGCAGUUCGUCUUUAUUAUGGUGGCCUGGUACACGGCUCUGAGCCGCGUUUCGGACUACAAGCACCACUGGUCGGAUGUGCUGGCAGGCUCCCUGAUUGGUUCCCUAUGUGCCUUAGUUGUGGCCAAUUUCGUUUCGGAUUUAUUUAAAAAGCCCUACAAAAAGCCCUAUUUGCCGCGUACAGCGCAGGACAUGAAUGCAACACCUUUGGCUCCCCAUCAAGGAAUUACGAUAACGUCGAACUAACACUCAGGAAAAGCACACCAUUAUUAUUACAAAUUCCAUGAGUUAUAGGCGAAGUUGAACCUUCUGCUCUCCCUUUAUUUUCGGAUAUAUUCGACAGGAUAACAAAGCCAAGCUUUGCGUGGAAUCCUUUUUAAUUUUAAAUUCCUGAAUUUGCAUUUUGUGUGCCGAAUGUAAGAGUGUUUGUGAGUGGCAAGUGCACUUCUUUUAGUGACUUUAUAGUCGUAAGCUAGAGAAAUUGAAAAGAUAUCUGUGUGAUGGUAUUUAUUUUAAUAUUUAAUUAAGAGAUUUUUAAAUUAAUGUGACGAUUUCCAACAAAACAAGUGACCUUCAAACAGAUCAGCACAACAAUAAAUAUGGAAAACAGCUGAGAGCAGAUAAAGCAAUAAGUAUUAUUCUAAAUUAAGAGCUAAGCAGUAAUAACGAAAAUAUAUUUUAAUUAAGUUUAAGAAAAUCUUUAAAUAAAUGAAUAUGUUUUAAGUUUAAUUUAAAAACAAAA